Molecule: messenger RNA, 1634 nt
Organism: Labrus mixtus (cuckoo wrasse)
Lineage: Eukaryota; Metazoa; Chordata; Actinopteri; Labriformes; Labridae
Gene: arhgdia
Product: Rho GDP dissociation inhibitor (GDI) alpha
Exons: 6
Coding region: 132-749 (205 amino acids)
Biological process (GO): Rho protein signal transduction
Cellular component (GO): membrane; cytoplasm; cytosol
Molecular function (GO): Rho GDP-dissociation inhibitor activity; protein binding
Source: RefSeq, a predicted model, not a curated record
UUGAAGGCAGUAGGCCGGUCGGUUUCCGGGGGGCGGUCGGCUCAGCUUUUCCUCCGCGGCUUCACUUCUCUUCCUCUCAGCACCAUUCACAGAGGACCGUACCAACCUAGCAGCGGUAUAACGCAAACACCAUGGCGGAGCAUGAACCCACACCGGAGGAGCUGGCGGCCAUCGCAGCGGCCAACGAAGAGUGCGAGUCUUCUGUCAACUACAAACCUCCGGCCCAGAAGAGCUUACAGGAGAUCCAGGAGCUGGACAAAGACGACGAGAGCCUCCGCAAGUACAAGGAGGCGCUGCUGGGUAGCACUAAAACAGUCGCAGAUCCAACCGCCCCGAACGUUCAGGUGACGAAAAUGACCCUGUUGUGCGAGGCGGCGCCGAACCCCCUAGUCCUCGACCUGACGGGAGACCUGGACGGCUUCAAGAAGAAACCAUUUGUGCUGAAGGAGGGAGUCGAGUACAAAAUCCAAAUCACCUUCAAGGUUAACAAGGACAUCGUGUCCGGCCUGAAGUACAACCAGCAGACGUUCAGGAAAGGUGUGAAGGUGGACAAGUCGGAUUACAUGGUGGGCAGCUACGGCCCCAGACCAGACGAGGCGUACGAGUUCCUCACCACCAUGGAGGAGGCGCCCAAAGGCAUGCUGGCCCGCGGCACCUACAACAUCAAGUCCAAGUUCACUGACGACGACAAACACGACCAUCUCUCCUGGGAGUGGUGCCUCACUAUCAAGAAAGACUGGAAAGACUAAGCCCCACCCAUCCUCGGCACUCCUCCAUCAGCGUCUUCCUCUUCUUGGUCCCUCCCUCUCUCUCUCUCUCCCUCUCUCUUUCUUUCUCUCUCUCCUGCUGUCAUUCCAUUGUUUCUUUUCUGUCCGGAGCCACUUCUGGAUUAUGUUUUGAUUCAAGCUUUUUGCUCUCUCCGUCCAGCGCCCCCCCACCCCCCUUCACCCCCACCCCCACUCCUCUACAGUUUCAUUUGAAUUCCAAUCACUUCAUCAUUCCCGGCCAUCGUUAACGCUUCUUGUGUUUGCAGCCGCCCUUCUGUUAAGUAUUACAUCUUUUAAAACGGAGAAAGCGAACAUCAUGCACAAUCCGCAUUUUUGUUUCAAUAAUUUUUUUGUUUGUUUAUAAAAGAAAAACAAGGAAAAAAAAAAAAUCUGUUAAUUGCUCUCGAGAAAAGUAAUGACAUUUUGAGAGUUCUUUGCUGCUUUUUCCUUCUCCCUCUUUUUCUUUUUUCUUUUUUUUUCAUCCUUCUCUACAUUUCAGAUGCUUUUUGUAUGAUUACCGUGAUUUGCCUUUUUUGGAAGCAUUGUACUGGGAGCUGUUUGUACUGUAUGUGGCCACUGUGCGCUCGUUGAGCAAUCGAUGCUGGAGACGACUCUUGGACGCAGCCCUCCUUAAGCCUUUGAGCAGAUUAUUUGCACCAGAGUCUUUGGUAAAUUAUUUGGAAUUAAGGCCACCUCUUUAAAGGGCCCCUACGGAGUCUGCAGAGAGGACUGAGGCAGUGGGGGGGGGGACAAAAUUACCUCUGAGCUCUUGUAACCCCCCCCCUCGAUUUGUGUUGCUCCUCUUUGGAUCAGGGUGUUUUUAUCGCAGCCACGUGGCCUUAUAGAAAUAAUUAAACAAAUAAAUAA